GACACACUACAGCUAACAGGUCUUGUUAUUCCUGAUGUACCGCAACUUCAGUUGUUUGGGUUGUACUUCCGGUCGAAUGAAACACAAGAUGGUCGCCCAGUUUACAUAUUGGAAAAUACAGUCUCGAACCCAUACAAAGGAAAACUCUACCAUAUAACUACACCAAUGAAAAAUGAAUGGGUGAUCAGUGAAACUGUUGGAGAGUAUGAUAACCUAUCACUACGGAUACACGAUGAUGCAAUAUUCCCAGAGCUGAUUCAUGAAGCGGCGUUGUCUGAAGGAUUCUAUAACAACACUUGGAUGGGUAUACCUUCAUUAAAAUUCAACUGCUUCAGAG
This is a messenger RNA of Owenia fusiformis, 337 nucleotides long. The record is from the annotation of a GenBank genome assembly. NCBI's taxonomy places the organism in Eukaryota, Metazoa, Annelida, Polychaeta, Sabellida, Oweniidae.